Molecule: messenger RNA, 1176 nt
Organism: Humulus lupulus (European hop)
Lineage: Eukaryota; Viridiplantae; Streptophyta; Magnoliopsida; Rosales; Cannabaceae
Exons: 1
Coding region: 1-1176 (391 amino acids)
Source: RefSeq, a predicted model, not a curated record
AUGACCAUACCAAAAGGACUAACAUUACCUAAUUCUUUUAUUGCAGAUUCUAAUCUGGUUUGUAAACUACAAAAAUCGAUAUAUGGCUUAAAACAGUCCUCACGGCAGUGGUACAGAAAGUUGUCAGAAGCUCUCUUAAAGGAAGGUUUUCAACAAUCUAAAGCGGACAACACUCUAUUUACAAGAGGAGCAGAUGAUAGUUACAUAGCCCUGCUUGUUUAUGUCGACGACAUAAUAAUCACAGGCCCUAAUUUAUCCAUCUUACACGCCCUACAAUCCUCCCUGCACCAACAGUUCAAACUCAAGGCUCUUGGCCCUCUUAAGUAUUUUCUAGGCUUUGAACUAGCUCGGUCAACAGCUGGGAUAUUUCUCUCUCAACGCAAAUACACUUUGGAGCUCUUGGAGGAUACUGGCUUCCUCGGCAGCAAGCCCACAAAAACGCCUAUGGAUCCUAAAGUCAAGCUCCACGAUGAAACCACCCAACCUCUUGAUAAUCCCUCUGCAUUUAGACAGCUUAUUGGACGCUUACUGUAUUUGACACACUCACGCCCAAACAUUACCUUUGCUGUAAAUUCUUUGAGCCAACACAUGGCAACCCCUCGGACUAAUCAUUUACAGGCAGUACACCACCUACUUCGGUAUCUCAAAGGGAAUCCUGGCCAAGGCUUACUUUUUUCUUCACUUUCCAGCCUACAGUUAAGGGGUUUCUCAGAUUCAGAUUCGGCAUCAUGUCCUAUUACUCGUCGUUCAGUAACUGGUUUCUGCAUCUUUAUAGGAGAUUCUCUCAUUUCCUGGCGAACCAAGAAACAGCCAACAAUUUCCAAGAGCUCAGCUGAAGCAAAAUAUAGAGCUUUGGCUGCCACUACAAGUGAAAUAACUUGGAUACGAUAUCUCCUACUUGACCUUCAUGUUCCACAAACAACUCCUUCAUUUAUCUACUGUGACAAUCAAUCCGCAAUUCACAUUGCCAAUAACCCUACCUUCCAUGAACGCACCAAACACAUAGAGCUUGAUUGCCAUUUUUUCCGCGACAAAAUCAACAACUCCACAAUCCGUCUUGCUCAUGUCCCCAGCUCACUGCAGUUGGCUGAUGCUUUCACAAAACCACUGACUUCCCCUAUUCUACAAACCCAUAUUGCCAAGAUGAGUGUCUACAAUAUAUACACUCCAUCUUGA